Molecule: messenger RNA, 1145 nt
Organism: Salvia miltiorrhiza (redroot sage)
Lineage: Eukaryota; Viridiplantae; Streptophyta; Magnoliopsida; Lamiales; Lamiaceae
Exons: 3
Coding region: 58-837 (259 amino acids)
Cellular component (GO): mitochondrial matrix
Source: RefSeq, a predicted model, not a curated record
UCCUUCUUUCACUUCACAAAAUCCUCAUUUCUCCUUCUCUCUCCAUCUCCACGAAAAAUGGUCCUAAACAGCGUGAUACGCAGAGCUUCGAGAGUCGUACCUUUGGCCAUUAGGGCUUCCGCCGGAAGUCAGAGGUACCUGCACAACCACCAUCAUGGCGCAGCCGUUCGCGCCGCCGUCAAUCAAACUUCACGCAAUUUCUUUCCGAGGGUAUUUCACCACUACUCCACCAAGCCCAAAUCGGACGAGUUGCUCCUCCGAGUUCUCAAGUCCGAGAUUAUCGAGACUCAGACUGAAGAAGAGAUCGAGAUUCCCGAAUCCUUCCCCUUCCACAUCAUAGACGUUCCUUGUCCUAAAGAGACUAUAACACUGGUCAGAGAAUAUAAUAGAGAAAACAUCAGUGUUGAAGUCCAAAUACCUGAUGUCCAAAUACCUGAUGAGGAUGAUCGACAGAUAACACAAUAUUGUUUGCCGAUGCUCAUUAAAGUCUCCAAGCCUAAUUCACCGAGCUUAGAGUUUUCUUGCGGUGCUUAUUUUGAUGGGACUACUAUUGAUAGCAUGAGCAUCAAAGACCCCGAGGUCUCUGAGGAUCAAAUAGCAUAUGAAGGACCUGAUUUUGGGGAUUUGGAUGAGAAUCUGCAGAAAGCCUUCCACAAGUAUCUUGAAAUCAGAGGAAUCACACCUACCAUGACAGCUCUCUUGUGCAAUUUAGUUCAAGACUGUGUAGAGCGUUGGGAUAAGCAAGACCUUGAUCUCUUGUUUGAUUCCGAGCUAAUUGAUGUAGAAGAUGUCUGUGUCUCGCCAUCAGGUAUCAAUUUUUUUGGAAAUGAAGUUUAAGAAAAUAGUUAGUAGAUAUGUUAAGUAGAAAUAAUUGACUGUGGUUGAAUGGAAAUGAAGUUUAAGAAAAUAGUUAGUAGAUAUGUUAAGUAGAAAUAAUUGACUGUGGUUGAAUGGAAAUGAAGUUUAAGAAAAUAGUUGGUAGAUAUGUUAAGUAGAAAUAAUUGACUGUGGUUGAAUUGAGUGUGAGGUCAUAUGAAAAUGAGUGAUCUUAAGAAAAUGAGAUUAUGUCUCAAAAAUGAAAAUGGUAUACUUUUUAUGAACGCCCAGAGGGAUAAUUAUGGUACAUUUUUUUAUGGAUGAAUGUC